AAAUCACCAUCAAAUGUGAUCUGAUCUUUGUCAAUAUCACACAGAUGUAAAAACAGUAUCUGCUUUACAGCAUGCAAACAAUGACAGAAUGGGGAAAAUAAGUGAACCCUCUUCCUAAGGAGACAAUUAAAACAAUUUUUUACCAAACAAUUUAAGUCAGGUGUGUGCUCAAUCGCUGAUGAGUGGUUUAAAGCUGCCCUGCCCACUAUAAAACACACACCUGGUGAGAAUUUUGCCUGGCUCUGCCAGACUAUUCUCCCUGUAUUUUUCAAAAACUGAGAGAAAUAGUCUGGGAACCAUCCCAUUAACGGCCUCUCGAGCAGGUACAAAAUCAGUCGACAAAUCAGAUUCGUUUAUUUGCGUGACGUGUUCUUACCGAGCAACGUCACUCUUGCGCAUCGAAAGUCGUCUCUACAACACAGAUGGUCAACGGGAGAGCCGAGAAUAUGUUCCAAUCCACGGUAAAAUCAGUUUUAAAUUACUAAAAACACAUCGACGCGAGUCAUUGACCACAGUCUGUCUCGCGCUAGCCAUGUUGAAUAAACUCCGCUCUCUUCGUAUGUUUACUUCCGCAAGUUUUUAAAAAUGUGUAAUUGUAUUUUUAUUGGUUACGGGCGCGUUUUUUUUUUUUUUUUUUUUUAAAUUAACCUGCAGUUCCACCGCCAUCCAGCAGAGAGAAACCUACACAUAAGGGUCUCCAACUUUAACUUCCGCUUGAAAGACCAAAAUGGGUGGCGCCAAAGCUUGACAACAAAGCGGUUACCUUCUACACUGGCAACCACAAGCAACUGUCCUUUUAUUCUCAAUUGGAUAAAGUUCAACUUUUAAAAGCAAAAGUCUCGCGGAUUUGUUCUGGCUUUUUGAUUGUCCAGAUGUCCAACAUGGGUCCGAUGAGCAAGCAUUAUUUUCUCGUGCUGUCCAUCCUGGAAGGUCGCGACUUUCCUAAGUGCCCUCGGCUCGGCCUGGAGGUUCAGGCGAGCUUCGAUGGUGAGCAGCUGAGCACCGCCUCUGUGGAACACCUGGACAAGCCGCAUUUCAACACCGAGCUGGCCUGGGAGAUGGACCGCCAUACGCUCCAGCUGCACAGACUGCAAAGGACCUCCAUCAAGCUCCUGUGCUUUGCCGUCGACACCAGCGGUAGGGAGAGUGUGGGCUACAUCCUGCUGAACCUCAAUUCCGUGUCGGAAGUCCCUCAGGAUCCUCGCUGGUACACGCUGCUGAGCAGCAAAUAUACGAAGAAGAAGCCGUCGCUGCUGCUCAGCAUGGUGCUUGAGAACGCCCGUAAGUCUGAGCAGGUGACCAAUACCGAUGGAAUAAAGGACAAGAAGGCCCAAAAAGCGCCCCGCGCAGAACCACCUCCACCCCCACCCCCACAGCCCCUCUCAGAAAACCUGGUGGCAGUUCUGGUGCCUGAGCAUGGGUACUAUCAGGUGGGACCUGAAGAAGACGCUACUGCCAUGUUUGUGCUGUCCGUCACGGUCGCGUUUGCCACCAAACUGGAACAUUUGAUCCCCAACACGUUAAAGCUGUCAUCAGAGGAAGCCGGCUUCUUCUUCUUCUACACGCUGCUGGGCAACGACAUUACCAGCAAACCCUUCCAGAACCUCUUGAAGCCGGACUUCCAGCCCGAACGUGCUUCUGUGCGCGUCCGCAGCAGCGAAUGCUUCUUGCGCACCUUCUUUUCACAGCAGCCGACUUUGCAGAUCCACCUAUGCUGUGGCACGUACUCGCUCGGCACCGCGGACGUGGCCCUCGCCAGGCUGGCUGGGCUCGCCGAGAACCUUGAAGAGGCGGCUACGGUCGAGGGCGUGUUUGCGCUGCAGCCGCCCGCCCGCUUUGAGCGCACGCUACCGCCGCUACCCGCCGACCUGCAGCCUAAUGUCAGCGUGGCCGUGACGCUACGUCGUGAGGAUGGCCCAGCGCAGCUCCAGCCUUUGUCCGUCAAAGAAGGAAGUAAGACAUGUGCUGUCGAGGUUCCUGCUGCCGAGGACCAAAUUGCAAGUUCAACUCCGAUCCGAAACCCUCCGGAAGUUUCACAGUCGCCUCCAAGGACCGCUCGUCCUCCCUCGCGUAUCCAGCAGGAGGCAGAUAACCAGCAAGAGUUGCUGUUGCGCGCAGAGGUAGAGCCACUCGCCCAAAAUAAGGCCCACGGAGACAGCGCCGCUUCCUCUUUCCUCAUCUGCGCUCCCAAAGUAUCCAUUCCGUCAUCUGCGCAUCACUACUGUUUCUCUCUGGACCUUUGCAGCCUCAGACAGAUAGGACUCACAUACACCAUCGCAGCCACGCUCAGGUACUCGUACCAGUUCUUUGGCAGCACGGCUCCAGUGAUGACAAGUCGCCCAGUGGAGCUGCACAGGCACAUGGACGUGUCUCUACCUCACUCGUACUGUAAAUUCGAUUUUGCCGCUAUGCCGCAGCAACUGCAGGAUGCCUUCCUCAGAGUUCCUCUGGUGUUGGAGCUGUGGCACCAAGACGCCAGCAGUAUUUUGAUUGGUCAGGCCUCGCUACAGCUGUCCCGCCUCCUCGCCAGCGAGAGGAGUCGACACCCGGCCAGCGUGAGGGAGGCCGCCUGGCGCCAAACGCAUCAGGACCGACUGCCCUUCUUCUCCACUCUCAGUUCCAACGAGAAAGUGGCAGAGUUGAGCUACGUGGUUACGCUGGAUGACUUUGGACCUUUUAACGUUAAGGACAUCCCCGUGUCUGAUGCUGCUCAGAAGGAACCCCUAGCUCCUCUGCAGGAAGCACCCGCCCUUCCCGUGGCCCCCGUUGCGGCACCUGCGCCCCCACGGGAAACCCUGGAGUACCGAACUGCCUUGGAGCUCGAGCUGUGGAAGGAGACUCAGGAGGAUCUGUUCACUGAUCAGCUGAGGAAGAAGGAGUUAAGUCACAUGCAGGCUCUGGCAGAAGAAUGGAUGCGACGGGACCAAGAGAGGGAAGCGUGGGUGAAAAAAAAGGAGAUGGAGUGUAGUCGUUUGGAGGAGCAACUUCAGAAGACUCUUGCUGAUCUGGAAAAGAAAGAAAAAUAUUUGAUGGAAGCUGAGCGAGAGACCCAAAGGCUGCAGCGGGAUCUUCGUUCUGAGCAUAAGCUGACCCAAAAGGAAGCGGAAGAGACAAGCAGGAGGCUGCAACUGGAGUGCGACCACCGCACAGCGCUGGAGCGGGACAAAGUGCGCCUGAUGGAGGAGGAGCGAACUCGGUUGCUCAAGCAGAUUACAGAUUGGGAGAACCGCUACAAGCAACUAGAGAAAGACUUCAAUCACUUCAGGGAACAACAGAACGUUAGACCUGAAGUUCGCCUGCAGUCUGAUGUCAACAUCCUGACUCUGGAAAAAGUGGAGCUGAAGCGCAAGCUUGACUACACCACAAAGUCCAAACUUCACUACAAGCAGCAGUGGGGACGCGCACUCAAGGAAUUGGCUCGCUUCAAACAGCUCGAGCAGGAGAAUGCCAUGAUGCGACUGAAGAAGCAGCAAGCAGAGUUGGACGCAAUGAGGUUGCGCUACGUGGCCAGCGAGGAGAAGGAGGUGGUCCGACAAGAGAGACAGGAACUGGGAGACAUGAGGAAUACUCUAAACAGGCUAAGACAGCAGGAAGAUGUAGGCCCUGCUUCCUCGGCGCCGGUCCCCAGUUUGAAGCGUGACGCCGAGGAGCACCUGAGCCGCCUUCUGGAGGAGCGUGACACUCUUCUACGGACUGGUGUCUACGGACAAGAUGACCGCAUCAUUGCUGAGCUCAACCGGCAGAUUGGCGACAUCAUGGUCGAUGCCAGCUGACGGUCGGUAGGCGCUUAGGCAAUGGGAAAGGUUCUGCCUGCUGUGUGCUGACCAAGCCCAACGUGUGCUGUACAAGUAGCAUUUUAAUCACUGGCUGCCAUUGACGGCGCUAGAUAUCUAAUCCAUUUUGACUGUGAGAGCAACUGAUCACUGUCUACUGUCCCAGUCAAAAUGGACUGGACGUCUAGCGCUGUCAAUGGCACAGAAUAAUGAAUGUCAAUGUCAUCACACUUUCAAUGGAUUUGAUGUAUUUCAUUGUUAACGGUCGACAAAGAGUUACUGAUCACAAGAGCUUUUAUUUAUUUAUAUCUGUAAGAUAGACAUUUUCGAGUGAAACACUGUUUUGGAUUUGAAACUUGAUUAUCAAUAAAGUUUCAGAUUUUUUUUUUGUCUGA
Messenger RNA from Corythoichthys intestinalis (scribbled pipefish), 4168 nucleotides. RefSeq names its product centrosomal protein 120 (gene cep120). The record is from RefSeq and is a predicted model, not a curated record. Gene Ontology annotation, cellular component: centrosome; centriole. The coding region runs from base 873 to 3773 and encodes 966 amino acids. NCBI's taxonomy places the organism in Eukaryota, Metazoa, Chordata, Actinopteri, Syngnathiformes, Syngnathidae. Gene Ontology annotation, biological process: interkinetic nuclear migration; centrosome cycle; positive regulation of centriole elongation. The transcript is spliced from 18 exons.